Molecule: messenger RNA, 468 nt
Organism: Xylona heveae TC161
Lineage: Eukaryota; Fungi; Ascomycota; Xylonomycetes; Xylonales; Xylonaceae
Exons: 2
Coding region: 1-468 (155 amino acids)
Source: RefSeq, a predicted model, not a curated record
AUGUACUAUAUGCAGUACCUGUCAAGUCUCUGCCACCGGCGUCAUUGGCCUGAUCCUCUCUACGGCUCCUACCGCACAUCUGCCGGAUACACAUGCACAGUCCGCGUCAACAAUCGCGAAUACCAAACAGACACUGGCUACGAAAGCGAGAAACUGGCACGCGAAAAUGCAGCCAUGCGAGCGUACCUGAUUUGUCGCAAUUUCUCCGUCAAUGACGGCAUGUAUCCUGCCGGAUACCACAACCGGGGCAGCAGCAAUGGCAUCAUCCAGGGCCUCCCCGUAGCAAUCGGUACUGGCCGCCGAAGCACUUACUCUGAUGACGGGGCAUAUGAGGCCAGCGUCGGCAGCAGUAACGAAAGUGUCGGAAGCAGCCGCGCUAGUAGUGACAGCGGCAGAGGCGGCUCCAGCGGAAGCUACGAAGGAAAUACCGUGUCGCGGUCGUCCUUUUUUUACGAAAGGCGUGUAUAA